AUGAAGACGCAGAACAUCAGGACCCUCUCUCUCAUCCUCUCCAUCCUUUGCUACCUGCUCGUCGGAGCCGCCGUGUUCGACGCGCUGGAGUCGGACAGCGAGAGUUCAAGGAAGAGGGCGCUGGAGCAGAAGCUGCACGAGCUGAAGCAGAAGUACGGCUUCACGGAGGAGGACUACGGGGACGUGGAGAGGGUGGUCCUCCAGUCCGAGCCGCACCGCGCCGGGAGGCAGUGGAAGUUCGGCGGCUCUUUUUAUUUUGCCAUCACUGUGAUCACAACAAUUGGUUAUGGCCACGCUGCUCCACGCACUGAUGCUGGCAAGGCCUUCUGUAUGUUUUACGCAGUCUUGGGCAUCCCUCUCACCCUGGUCAUGUUCCAGAGCCUGGGCGAGAGGAUCAACACCGCUGUCCGCUACCUCCUGCGCAGAGCCAAGCAGGGCCUGGGUUUACGGAAGACGGAGGUGUCCAUGGGGAACAUGGUCCUGGUGGGUCUGCUGCUGUGCAUGGGCACCUUGUGCGUCGGAGCCGCGGCUUUCUCCCACUUUGAGGACUGGACCUUCUUUAAUGCCUACUACUACUGCUUCGUCACCCUCACCACCAUCGGGUUUGGGGACUUCGUGGCCCUGCAGAAGACAAAUGCCCUCCAGAAGCGACCUCCCUACGUGGCCUUCAGCUUCAUGUACAUUUUGGUGGGGCUGACAGUCAUCGGGGCUUUUCUUAACCUGGUGGUCCUGAGGUUUCUCACUGUCAACACCGAGGAGCCUGCAGGCGGAAGGGCUGACGCGGGGUUGGAGGAGCAGGGGGACGGGGAGCUGUCGGGGGCGGAGGCGGAAACUGCUGCCCUCUCGGAGCCCUGCGCACUCGGGGCCUUGUUCUCCUGCAUGUGCUGUGGCCCGGACAUUUACGAGAGCCCGGCCCACGGCGGCCACAGCAACCCCGUCUUUUAUAACUCCAUCUCCUACAGGGUGGAUCACGCCUCCUGCAGCUCCUGCAACGCGUCGUCACAGGCCUCCCCCUUUCUGGGCGAGAACGAUCCCCACGCCAGGAGGAAGUCGUUAUAA
Molecule: messenger RNA, 1059 nt
Organism: Cyclopterus lumpus (lumpfish)
Lineage: Eukaryota; Metazoa; Chordata; Actinopteri; Perciformes; Cyclopteridae
Product: potassium channel subfamily K member 15-like
Exons: 3
Coding region: 1-1059 (352 amino acids)
Biological process (GO): potassium ion transmembrane transport; stabilization of membrane potential
Cellular component (GO): membrane
Molecular function (GO): potassium ion leak channel activity
Source: RefSeq, a predicted model, not a curated record